AUGAAGACCAUCGUAACGAUUGCGCUUCUGUCCGCGCUGGCAUGCGUGGUGGAGAUGAAAUCGGAAUCGAAAAAGCAUAAACGCGGAGUGGCAGUUUUUGGAUCGCCUGAUUUCUUUGGGCUUGUGCCGGCCUUCGGUCCAUCGCCGUGGGCCCCUACGGCCUUCGCUCCUUCUUCGUGGGCCCCUACGGCCUUUGCGGCUUCGGCCUGGAAUCCAACGAUCACUCCGGACGUAGCGCUCACGCAGGUUCAAGUUCAAGCCACGCACAAUGUAGCGCUCCAGGCGCUGAAGGAUCCAGCGCCCGGUACGCCCAGCAUCGCGUACCCGCCCGAAGUUCUGAGAGCUAUUCAGCAGGCAAAGGAGGCGAACAACAAUGUUGCCGUGGCUCAGCAUAAAGUUGCGGAGGCGAAACAAGCCGCGCUGAUUCAGCAGAAAAUUGCAUUGGCAAAGGAGGGGGCGGCGAGGGAAGCUGCCGCAAGAUCGCAUGAAAUUUCGCAGUACGCCGAGACCGAGGCUAAAGCCAGUGCUCGGCAGCUGGUGGCAUUGCAACAGAGAUUGGCAACCCUAAAGGAUUCUGUGGCGGCCGCACAGAGAGUAGCGGCGGCGAGGGAGGCCGCCGCAGCCGCGGCGAUCCAAAGAAACGCGGCUAACACCGCCGCGGAAUUGCGAAAACUGGAUGUUGAUAAGCAAAUUAAUCAGAGCGAGCAGGAAGCUAAAGAAAAGGAUGUGUUAGCUGCGAAAGAAAACGCAAUAGCAGCUGCAGUUCAGCACGCGAGCUUACAGAAACCUGCUCACCAUCCUUGGGGCUGAGAAACGUGACGUUUUACAUGACAUUAUACAUAUUUUCCAUUAAACAUCAUAUCAAUAACAGUAUAUAUUCAAUCAUGGUGACGGUGACAUAGGGCAUUUCUAGUGUUAUGAAUAUAACUUUGUAAUUGUUACAUAUGUAAAGAUUGUUUCAUCAAUAAAAAUUAUAUACAGUUUACUUUACAAAUUCUCUAUCAAUUUUAUUAUCUUUUCUGUCACAUUAUAUAUUUAAUUAUUAAAUAUUUAUUGAAUUAUUUAUUUAGUGGUGAAAUACGUUUAUCAAUUUAUGUAGGACUCUAGCAAAUGAGUUUUUAUAUCAAAAAAUGAUCCUGUUAGAUAGUCUUAGUUUUAUCGUCAUAUAUAAAUUUCUUACUUGUAUCUGUAUAUUGUUUACAAUGUUAUUAAAAUUAAAUAAUAAACUUUUAAUCAAACUAGCAGUUAUCAACGGUUGGUAGAACCUUUUCUAAAAAUUAUAAGUUUACAAAAAAAUAAUAUCUUAUAUAUAAAAAUUAAAUUUAUUUAAUUCAAACAUAUUAAUAUUUUUUAAAUAUUAAUAGUGAUAGCUAUAAAAUUAUUAUAUUAUUCUAAAUGUUAUAUCAGUUAUAUCUUUACCAUAGAAUGAAAUAUCUUUCGCACAGCUUAUCAUCGGUUGGCAAAAGAUUGGUCUAAUUUAAAAAAGUUGUAAAGAAUAUGCAGUCUUAUAAUAUUAUAGUAAAUUACAAAAAUAAAG
Molecule: messenger RNA, 1537 nt
Organism: Monomorium pharaonis (pharaoh ant)
Lineage: Eukaryota; Metazoa; Arthropoda; Insecta; Hymenoptera; Formicidae
Exons: 5
Coding region: 1-810 (269 amino acids)
Source: RefSeq, a predicted model, not a curated record